AUGUUGACGAAGCGCACAUGGGCCAUGCUGGUGGGGGUGGUGGUCGUGGCGGCCACGCUGGUUGCUCUGGCCUACGUGCCCGUGGUGCGCGGCAAGUCACAGCAGGCCCUGACCGUGGCCUUCGCCCUCACCGGCGAGAUGGACAUCACCGCCACCGCCGACCUCGGCGGCAACCACGACGAGCGCCAGUCCGACGAGUGGGUGGUCCUCCCCUCCUCCUCCGACAACGACCCCGACCCCUCGGUGCCCUCCGAAAGCGGUGCACUCGCCACCCACGAAGAAAAAGUGGCUCCCGCCGCUUCCGUGACCCCGGGAUAG
Acanthamoeba castellanii str. Neff is the source of this 318-nucleotide messenger RNA. RefSeq lists its product as uncharacterized. The coding region runs from base 1 to 318 and encodes 105 amino acids. NCBI's taxonomy places the organism in Eukaryota, Discosea, Longamoebia, Acanthamoebidae. The record is from RefSeq and is a predicted model, not a curated record. The transcript is spliced from 2 exons.